Messenger RNA from Phanerochaete carnosa HHB-10118-sp, 2563 nucleotides. RefSeq lists its product as uncharacterized. The coding region runs from base 12 to 2366 and encodes 784 amino acids. The record is from RefSeq and is a predicted model, not a curated record. The transcript has 5 exons. Lineage: Eukaryota; Fungi; Basidiomycota; Agaricomycetes; Polyporales; Phanerochaetaceae.
CAUCUCGCAACAUGCCCGACAAAGCAAAAAGCUCUCAAUCCUUUUCACGUAGAUGCUCUCAGGUUUUUGUCGACGUGCCACUACCCGCUGUCCACAGGCGAAACUCAGACGAAUCCAGUCCUGGGCCGAGCCUCAAGGAGAACACGCCGCUGCGGCCUUCGAGGAUGAACAGCCAGUCGCAGAUGGCCACGCUCAAUAAUAACUCGAAAAUAGCAAAGAAGCGGAAGGCUAGCGAAGGUGACAGCGCAGAUGUAAACGUUGAGCCGGUCAAAACCAAGGCCAAGAAGCCGAGGUUGGAUCCAGCCGCUCCACAGCCCGACGAAGAGGGGGUUGCGCAGCUUCAGAAGCUAAAAGCUGCCAAUGCUAUCAAAGCUCGCACAAAGCAAGAUGAUAAUACCUUCCGUUGUCAUCACUGUCAACGUUGGUGGCCCAACGGUCAGGGUCUCCGCUGCACUCUUACUCGUGCGAGGUCCAAAACGACAGAUGAACGGUGCUCCACCCAUUACUGCUUCUCUUGCGUUCAGAAAUAUCGCAGAUUAGAGUCCCAGGACUCUAUUUUGUCCCGCGAUGUUACUGAGCUCCCGAAGGAGCAGAGACAGCGUCAUAUGGUAGAAAGCGGAUACUGGUUUGAGUGUUAUCGUUGCCGAAAUCAAUGCGACUGCCAUGUAUGCAGAAGAGCAAGGGGCUUAGAGCCAAUAGGAAAUUUGAGGCAGAAGGCAAGACAGGCGGAAAAGGCUGAAGCGAAGGCUCGAGAGCAGACGCUGAAAGCAGGCUCAUCAUCGCUAUCUAAGGCGAAAAAAUCACCUGCAAAGGGAGCAAGUAAGCUCAUGAAGGCCGCAGAGCUUGAAGUAGCUCAGGCUGCGAAGGCACCGUACACUGCUCUGAAGUCCAAGGCUAAGCCGAAACUGGUACCCAAGGCCAAACCUCUCCCCAAACCUCUGUGGACGCGCGUGCCGACGAGUCUUGCUCUUGAGGAUGUGAAAACCCGGCUGCAUAUUCGAGAGUUCAUCGUUCGCUUCGCAUCUAUCUUGCAGCUUCCCCAUGGUUGUCUCGACGAAUUGGAUGAAGUUUGUGGCGAUAGCCUUGGUCCUGCGGGGGGAUGGGAUGUUGAUGUGGACGACAGCGCGGAGAUUGUUUCCUGGGUUAGCGAGUCGUGCGCCAGGUUCAUCAUCCAAAGCUUGUUGGACGCGAUCGCCAACUUUGCCGACGCCGAGGGUGACGUCGACGCUGCGAGGGCCCUUAAAGAGUCUGUCAAAGCCGUGAAGGCUAGUGGCUCAAACCUUAAUCGCGUCUGGGGUUCAUUGAUCUCCCUCCGCGAAGCUCUCGGGGCUGAUACCACCAUCACCUUCCCGGACCCAUUGCUGCCGCCGGCGUCCACAACUGUUCGUACCACUCGGAGUGCAAUGCACGGCAACGACUCUCAAGGCAUCUACAUCUCAGCCUCUGCCCAGCUCGUACCCGUCAUUGCCAAUCUCAUAGAACAUGCUAUACCGUCCCCUACCAUCAAGGAAGCUUUCGACUCCGGCUCUACUGAAGAAAAAGAAUUGAACAAGAUCGCCAAGGAAGCUAGUACCAAGGAGAACACCCGGUGGAAAGAUUUCUCCGGCACUAGGGACAAACAGCGGCGCGACCAGCACAGUAGGCUCCUCCGCAACAUCGAGUUCUCUCAGCGGCUGGCUUCGACUAGAUGUAUCCCUCGAUGGGCACCCCUUGGACAAGAUUUCGAAGGCCGAGUGUACUAUGCAAUGACCCCAGGUGUGGGCGAGAGCGACGCUGCGAUAGAAUUUCUCAACGGCAAGGAGUCCCGCGUCAGGAUCGGGCGCAAGCGCGAAUGGACGGAAGACGACCGCAGCGAGAUGGCACGCUGGUCUUGGUUCAUCGCCGUCUGGGGCAAGAAGCCUGAGGGUGCAGAUGAAGCCGAGGAAUCGUACGACGAGCGAGAUGAGGCCUGGUGGGGCUUUUGGCAGCCUGGCGAGGUUCGGAAACUCGUCGAGUGGCUCACAAUCAAGUGUGGCCUCGCUGGUGAACACGAGGAGGCUCAAGUCGACCCCGGGGCCGCGAAGCAGAGUGCUAAGAGUCAAGGCAAGAAGAUCCACGGUUUCUCUUCCCCGUCGAUGCUCUCCAGGGACGCCUCGCCACUGUCUGAGCUCUCUGAUGUCGAGGCGGACGGUUUAUUGAUGAAGACCGAUGCCGAGGGUCGUCUGGUGCCUGUCAAACACGAGCUUGAGGCUCUUAUCCGGAGGCUUCGCGAGUACGCUGAGCUACUAGAGUGGCGCAUACAGCGCGUGUCCAGGGAGCGUUCGAUAUCUCCUGAACCUGAGAAGCCGAGCAGGAAGUUCAAGAAGAGCAGUCCAGUUUUGGCUUGAGAUGCUUUGGUUCCUAUCUCUUAUUAUUGGACAGUUGUCACGGUUCGCUAGUACUCGUACUAAUAACGAUCGUCGCUGUACGACGAGGCUUUGGUGAUUCAUAUAAUUCUUGUUCUCGUCUACGUUAUCGCCACUGCUAGUAUACUGUAAAUAAACCUGUCACACGUCCCUAAAUUUCACUCGAUUUACGCUCGCGC